AUGUUCACCAAACUCACCUUCUCUCUCAUCUCCUGCUACUUCAACGCCCUGCUAGCCAUCCUUGGCAAUUCCCUCCUAAUCUCAUUAAUCAUCCGAAAGAGUCCUCGAUCCAUGGGCAACUAUAAAUACCUUAUGCUUUUAUUCUCAAGUUUUGGUGUGGUAUUUGCUAUCAUUGAUGUCACAAAUCAACCUAUGCUUCACUUUUUCAAUGGCGCUUAUAUAAUCUUCAGUAGGAAUGUGUUAGGGUUGCCGAGAAGGAUUAGUUUUUGGUAUAUCGCCUUGAAUUGUGCCUGCUACGGGAUGAUCAUGCUUCUGCUAGUCUAUCACUUUGUCUAUCGCUAUCUUGCUGUAUGUAAGCCACACCGCUUGGAAUUGUUCUCUUGGCCGUAUUACAACAUUCUUAUUAUAAUUUUUGUGGUUGUUAGCCUGGAAUGGUGGAUCGUUGCUAUAUUUGUGGCAGGGGAGAAUCCAGAGGUAGAAGGGCAUAUCCAGGAGACAAUGGCUGAAAACUAUGGGUUGAAUGAUGUCAAGGAUUAUACAUAUGCAAGUUCCUGGUUCUAUAGAAUCGAUAGAAUCACCGGCCAAGAGUAUGCUAGUAUCCCUGAUUUCUUGUUUUUAGCAAAUCUAGGAGUUAUUAUUACCUCCGGCUUCUCUACCAUCAUCUACUGCUGGCUCCGUCUCCGUCGGGAGCUCAUCCAAUCCGCACGGGAGCUCCAAUCGAUAUCCCAACGGACGCUAGAAAUGCAGCGGCAACUCUUCCACUCCCUAAUCGCCCAAACCCUUUUCCCAGUGUUCCUAAUGUUUAUCCCGGCUGGAAUUCUGUUAUGCUUCCCGAUUCUUAAAAUGAAUAUGGGACCGGUAGAAGUUGUGAUCCUUCCGCUGAUCACUACUCAACCGUUCAUGGAUGCCAUUGUACCAAUGUGUUUUAUUAAGGAUUACCGGAUGGCUAUUUUGAAUUUUGUGAGGAGAAACAAGAAUCGAGCGAAAGUUCACACGGCAUCGGAUUUGGUCGAGGAUCGGUCGGCAACUAAUUCUAGAGUGUUUUCAUUGAGAGCGUAA
Caenorhabditis remanei is the source of this 1059-nucleotide messenger RNA. RefSeq lists its product as uncharacterized. The transcript has 4 exons. Gene Ontology annotation, molecular function: G protein-coupled olfactory receptor activity. The record is from RefSeq and is a predicted model, not a curated record. NCBI's taxonomy places the organism in Eukaryota, Metazoa, Nematoda, Chromadorea, Rhabditida, Rhabditidae. Bases 1 to 1059 code for a protein of 352 amino acids. Gene Ontology annotation, biological process: G protein-coupled receptor signaling pathway; olfactory behavior.